Salvia splendens (bonfire salvia) is the source of this 1606-nucleotide messenger RNA. RefSeq names its product cytochrome P450 71AU50-like. The transcript is spliced from 2 exons. The record is from RefSeq and is a predicted model, not a curated record. Bases 15 to 1508 code for a protein of 497 amino acids. Gene Ontology annotation, molecular function: heme binding; monooxygenase activity; oxidoreductase activity, acting on paired donors, with incorporation or reduction of molecular oxygen. Lineage: Eukaryota; Viridiplantae; Streptophyta; Magnoliopsida; Lamiales; Lamiaceae.
AAUCAAGUUGAAAUAUGGCCUGGAUUUGGCUUGUUUUAUCAGUGAUUGUGUUUGUCUAUUUCCUCCGGCAACAACUCGGGCGGAAAAACAAGAAGAGGCUGCUGCCUCCCGGCCCGAAAGGCCUUCCCAUUCUAGGCCAUUUCCACCUGCUGGGGAAGAACCCUCACCGUGAUUUGCACCGCCUAGCCCAAAAACACGGCCCGAUCAUGGGCUUGCGCUUCGGCUUCGUUCCAACACUCGUCGUGUCGUCUCCCGCUGCAGCCGAGCUCGUUCUCAAGACUCACGACCUCAUCUUCGCCAGCCGGCCUCCCAUCCAGGCCGCCGUAUACAUAGCCUACGACCAGAGAGACAUAGCUUUUGGGCCGUACGGCCCGUUCUGGCGCCACAUGCGGAAACUCUGCGCCUUGAAGCUGCUGAGCAAUCAUAAGAUCAGCCAGUUCGAGCCCAUGAGACGGGCCGAACUCGGGCUGCUCGUUGCUUCUCUCGAACGGGCUGCUGAGAACCGGGAAGCCGUGGAUCUCAGCGCCCGGGUUUCUGCUCUCAGCGGCGACAUGAAUUUCUUGAUGCUAUUUGGGAAGAAAUAUUCAACUAUGGAGGAGAUCGGGUUCAAAGAUGUGAUCAGGGAAACAAUGGAGAUUUUUGGGAAAUUCAAUCUGGCCGACUAUUUUCCGUACAUUGGCGUGCUUAAUCUUCAGGGAUUACAUGGCAAGAUGAAGCGAGUGAGCAACAUUUUUGAUGGGAUUUUGGAAGAAAUAAUCGAUGAUCACAUGAAGAUGAAGAGGCACGAGGAGCAGCAGACUGCAGACAUUGUUGAUACACUAAUGGAGAUUAUGGAAUCCGGACAAGCAGGAUUUGAAUUCGACCGUCGCCAUGUCAAGGCUGUUCUUUACGAUAUGAUCGUAGGAGGGAUGGAUACCUCAUCAACAACACUCGACUGGGCAAUGUCGGAACUGAUGAAGCAUCCGGCAGUAAUGAAGAAACUCCAGCAAGAACUGGAAUCAGUGGUGGGAUUGGAUCAAAUGGUUGAAGAAUCACAUCUUGAAAAGCUCCAAUACUUGGACUGUGUGGUCAAGGAAGCCAUGCGUCUCCAUCCUGUGGGCCCCCUCCUAAUUCCUCACGAAUCCAUGGAGGACUGUGAGGUCGGAGGGUUCCACGUGCCUAAAAAGGCAAGAGUCAUAGUGAAUGUGUGGGCUAUCGGGAGGGAUCCCGGUGCUUGGGCUGACCCUGACUCUUUUGCGCCAGAGAGGUUCAUUGGCAGCCAGAUAGACCUGAGAGGCCACCAUUUCGAACUGCUACCGUUUGGUGCGGGUAGGCGGGGCUGCCCCGGGUUGCAGUUAGGACUGACGGUGGUGAAACUGGUGCUUGCGCAGUUGGUGCAUUGCUUUGAUUGGAAGCUUCCAGAUGGGAUGAAAGGUAGUGAAGUGGACAUGACUGAGAAUUUUGGUGUUGCUACUUCUAGAGCUAUGCCUCUUGUGGCUGUGCCCACUUGUCGUUUGCAUAAAUAUUGAAAUAAUUAGUUUGGUGUUAUUAUUGCUACUUUAUGGAAUGUUGGAUAAAAUAAAACACUAACAAGAAAUUUAUAAAUAUGACCGUGUAAUUAUUUUUA